CACAGAGAGAUUUAAUUUGAGCAGCCUCAAAUCUCUGCAGUCCACUCAUUUCCAAUAUGAAGACUUUAGCUCUGAUUCUUGGAAUGCUUGCUUUGAUGAACUUCAGCAGAGUCCAGGUUGUAGGUCAAACAACCACUGCCACAGAAUCUCCAAUUACCACAACAUCAGUCGCUCCAACUACCUAUACACCAGUAGCUACAACUACAACGACAACGGCAGCUCCAAAUACCACGACAAACGCAGCUCAAACUACCAGAACUACAGCAGCGCCAACUACCAAUACAACAGCAGCUCCUGAGACCAAUACAACAGCAGCUCCAACUACCAAUACAACAGCAGCUCCAGCUACCAAUACAACAGCAGCUCCAACUACCAAUACAACAGCAGCUCCAACUACCAAUACAACAGCAGCUCCUGAGACCAAUACAACCGUAGCUCCAACUACCAAUACAACAGCAGCUCCAACUACCAAUACAACAGCAGCUCCUGAGACCAAUUCAACAGCAGCUCCUGAGACCAAUACAACAGCAGCUCCAACUACCAAUACAACAGCAGCUCCUACUACCAAUACAACAGCAGCUCCUACUACCAAUACAACAGCAGCUCCUGAGACCAAUACAACCGUAGCUCCAACUACCAAUACAACAGCAGCUCCUGAGACCAAUUCAACAGCAGCUCCUACUACCAAUACAACAGCAGCUCCUGAGACCAAUACAACAGCAGCUCCAACUACCAAUACAACAGCAGCUCCUACUACCAAUACAACAGCAGCUCCUACUACCAAUACAACAGCAGCUCCUGAGACCAAUACAACCGUAGCUCCAACUACCAAUACAACAGCAGCUCCAACUACCAAUACAACAGCAGCUCCAACUACCAAUACAACAGCAGCUCCUGAGACCAAUUCAACAGCAGCUCCUGAGACCAAUACAACAGCAGCUCCAACUACCUCGACAACAGCAGCCCCAAUCACCACGACAACAGCAGCCCCAACUACCUCGACAACAGCAGCUCCAACUACCAUGACAACGGCAGCUCCGACUAUCAUCACGGCAACUAGCAUGACAGUGGUAGCUCCCACCGCCAUGACAACGAGACCUCCAACGACCAGCAGAGGCACAUCAGUCAAAGUGUCUUUGUUGAGCUCUUUGGCGCCACUGCUCUUCUACACACUGCGUCCCUGAGGGGACCAGCGCCCCCGCCCUGGUGAUCAUGAAAAACCAUGAUGAAAUGUCAUUUUUUGCAUUAUUACGUUUUUUAGAUAACUGUGCCAUGACUCUGGAUCCUAUCCCUGUAAAUGCAGCCAUGCGUUAUGCAAUUUUUUUUAUACUAUAACAUUCUGUUGAAAGGAUCGAAUAUGUAAGGCAGCCAAGCUUCAUAUAUGUUGUUGCGCUAUAUGUAGUAUUUUGUAUCACAACUUAUUUCCUGUACCACUUUUUUGGUUUGUGAGAGACUUUUCUGUUUAGCUCAUUCUAUUUUGGAAUUUACGCUUUGAUUGUUCCAAGCCUCUGGAUGAAGUCUGCACUGCUUAGCAUCAAUAGUUUGGGUUUUA
Messenger RNA from Gadus morhua (Atlantic cod), 1552 nucleotides. RefSeq names its product mucin-5AC-like. The transcript has 2 exons. The coding region runs from base 57 to 1184 and encodes 375 amino acids. The record is from RefSeq and is a predicted model, not a curated record. Lineage: Eukaryota; Metazoa; Chordata; Actinopteri; Gadiformes; Gadidae.